Messenger RNA from Adineta ricciae, 744 nucleotides. Lineage: Eukaryota; Metazoa; Rotifera; Eurotatoria; Adinetida; Adinetidae. The record is from the annotation of a GenBank genome assembly.
AUGGAUUUCUUACUCAUCGCCAUUCUUCUGUUGACUACUGGCAAUCUUGUUCAAUCAAGUUCUACUGCGAAUCCAUGCACAAACUAUUGUUCUAAAGGUGGCGUGUGUCUUAAAACACCACAAGGCCCGAAAUGUAUUUGUUUACCACAAUGGAAAGGAAAACGCUGUGAAAUCCAAGAAGCAACUGGAGGAAACAAUUCAUCACAAGUUGUGCAAGCCGAUCAAGUUCCGAACGGUCCCGGUUUGUGUGAGAUUUUUGCCCCUGAUCUUUGUUUAAAUGGGGGGAUCUGUGAUGUUAAUGAACAAGAAUUUGUUUGUCAUUGCAAAUAUCCGCACACUGGAAAUCGUUGUCAAAAUCGUUCACUGUGUUUUGACUAUUGCUUAAAUAAUGGUCUUUGUUAUCUUCACACCAAUGGCAGUCCGAAAUGCGUUUGUCCGUCAGAUAACGAAGGUGAACGCUGUGAGAAAAUUGUAGUUCCUCGUCCUACAUGUGAUCAGAUGCCUGCUACUUAUUGUAAUACUGGAGUCUGCUUACAUAGUGCAGUACCACCACGUUGCUACUGUCCGUCAGCAUAUACUGGUGAACAAUGUGAGACACGAAUCACACCCACAACCGAACCUUUUGAACGAUGUAGUUUAACAACGUGCCGAAAUGGUGCUACAUGUCAUAACAAUGGUAAUUCCUUCUACUGUCAUUGUCCAAAGCGUUUUACUGGCAAACGCUGUGAGACUAAUUUGGGCUAA